Molecule: messenger RNA, 2524 nt
Organism: Engraulis encrasicolus (European anchovy)
Lineage: Eukaryota; Metazoa; Chordata; Actinopteri; Clupeiformes; Engraulidae
Gene: znf692
Product: zinc finger protein 692
Exons: 11
Coding region: 182-2128 (648 amino acids)
Biological process (GO): regulation of transcription by RNA polymerase II
Cellular component (GO): PcG protein complex; chromatin; transcription regulator complex
Molecular function (GO): DNA-binding transcription factor activity, RNA polymerase II-specific; RNA polymerase II cis-regulatory region sequence-specific DNA binding
Source: RefSeq, a predicted model, not a curated record
AUUAAGCAUAACUUUGACAUGGAAAACGAUUAACUUUUGACAUCGUUCCUGUUGGGUAGGCCGACGGCGCAUCGAGCAACUUAAAAGGGCAACCAUGGAAUGAUCUGUGGGGUCCGCCUCGAGCGCACCAGACAAGUGGAUCUCAAGUUCUUGGAAGACUCCCCUUGGCUGGUCCGUUGCCAUGGUGUUUGAUAAGGAUGCUGUGAGGCGGCAGAGGAGGCGGGAGCUGGACGCCAGGCGCAGCAAGUCACGGGUUCGUCUGGGCCCCUGCCUGCAUCCCUGGGGGACACUCAAGGACCGCCUCGGCUUCACACUGCACUCAGAACUGGCCCAGUACCUGCUGGACAGUUACUCGUCCAAAGCGUGCAAAACAUGCCAAUCUGGGGGAGAGAUCUGCUGCCUCCGGUUCGCCUGUGAGGAUGGACACGUGUUCUACUGGUGGCCUAGACCUCCAGAGGAUGAGAGGACACAGGCACAGGGGACGGAGGGGUCACGGGUUCAGGAGAUGGAGGGGUUGGUGGAGGGGAAGGGCAGGGCUGAAGCCCCCACAGCACACCCCGCCAGAGGGCCACCAGCACCGGGGAGAAUAAGAAAGAGAGCGGCUGCUGGCGCUAACAGCACGGAGGGAGGAGGUGCUGCUAGCAGGGAGGGGGGAGGAGGUGGCAACUUCACCUCAGGAGGCAUGAGGACCAGGAGUCGUAGAGGAGCAGUGCAGAGUCAGACCACCUGCCCACCUCCUCCAGUUGGGGGCGCUGAGGAGAAGAGUGGAGAGCAGAGUUCAUCCGGGCACACAGCACAAGGCACAGAAUGCACAGAAGAGGGCAGCACCUCUGUGGAGUUCCAUACAGGAAGUGAUGUCAUGGAUCCAGAGUCUCCCGAGGCCUCUCCACACCGCACUGAAUCCGCCACACCACCCACACAGACCAGCACUGACCCCCAGGGGAGGACAGACAGUGAUGACCUCAACACACACAGCACACACAGCAGGAGCACUGACAGGUCCAGUUUGCUGAAAGAUGAGUCUCCACAGACUGGCGAUAAAAGAAAGAGGAAGGCAACCCCCAAGGAGAUGUUUCUCUGCACUUACGAGGGCUGUGAAAAAAUCUUCUCAAGUCGUCAGUACCUCAACCACCACAUGAAGUACCAGCAUGUGCACCAGAAGACAUUCUGCUGCUCUCACCCAUCCUGUGGAAAAUCCUUCAACUUUAAGAAACAUCUCAAGGAACACGAGAAGUUACACAGUAACCAGAGAGACUACAUCUGUGAGUUCUGUGCUCGAGCCUUCAGGACCAACAGCAACCUGCUGACCCACCGACGCAUUCACACAGGAGAGAAGCCACUGCAGUGUGAGGUGUGUGGCUUCACCUGCAACCAGAAGGCCUCGCUCAACUGGCACAUGAAGAAACACAACGCCGAGAGCGGAUACAAGUUCCCCUGUGACAUCUGCGGACGCCGCUUCGAGAAGAGGGACAACGUCACCGCUCACCGCAGCAAGAGCCACCCCGACCACGCAGCCGCUGGCCCCAGCAGUGUCCCACCUGCGGCUACUGCCCCGGUCUCUGGCCCCAGUGUCCCCCCUGCUCUCGCCACUGUAACCGACCCUGCCCUUGAUCCUGUCCUUGACCCCUGCCCUGCUCCUGAUCCUGAUGCUGCCCUUGUCUCUGGCCCCAGUGUCCCCCCUGCCGCUCCUGCCCCUGUCUCUGGUACCAGUUUCCCCCCUGCUCCUGCCGCUGUCCUUAACCCCAACCCUGCCCCUGCCCCUGGCCUUGAUCCGGAUCCUGUCCCUGCCCCCUGCCCUGCUCCUGUGUCCCCUUUACCUCCAACACAUUCCCCUCCUUCGCCCAGCCUUAACACCUCUCCUCUGCCCAGCCCUCACACCUCUCCUCCAGUCCUGGUCCUUGGCCCUCCUGCCUCCCCCGUCCUGGUCUCUCCUCCUCCUGGCUCUCCUCUCCUGGUCUCUCCUCCUCCCCCUGCCUCCCCCGUCCUGGUCUCUCCUCCUCCUCCUGGCUCUCCUCUCCUGGUGCUUCCCCCUGCCUCCCCCGUCCUGGUCUCUCCUCCUCCUCCUGGCUCUCCUCUUCUCCUCUGUCCUCCGUCAGCCGCUGUGGAACCAGUGCAUGACUCACCUUAGAGGAAAGGCAGCAUUGAUCAGACUGAUAAGAAACAGCUUGCAAUGUCAAACAUAUGACAUGACCGUGUCAUAACAGUGUCGCUUAUGUUAAGGACAACCCAAACAAUAUAUGCAUUGUCAAACAUAUGACAUGAUGGUGUCAUAUAACAGUGUCGCUUAUGUGAAGGACGUUUAAUGACCAUGAAACGUUUAUGACCUUGACAUAAUGUUUAUGACCUUGACAUAAUGUUUAUGACACUGUCUUGACACUGUUAUGACACCAGUGUCAAGUAAAGCAUGUGGACAAGGCGCAAUCUUCGGCAGGAGUGGAGAUUCCAAACUAACACUUCCCAGCCGUGUGGACAAGGCAACAAGGCAUAACCUCCAGCCACUGAACUCUACACAAUAAUAGACGUC